AUGGAGGAAGAGGAAGCAGCUCAGGCUGCACUAAGGAAGCAGUUCAAGGACACUCGAACGGAGGGCGACAUCGAAGAGGUGAUUACGGAUCGAAAACAGCGGGAAAAAGAGAGUUUCGAUUGCUUCUACGAGGCCAUCGCCAAGCUGAUGGACCAUUUGGAGGCUCCUCUGUCAGAAAAAAGGCUAGUUGACAUUCUGCGAAAAACUUCGAUGUUGUCGCAUGCCAUAGAUGUAGGAGAUGCUAAGCCCGUAAAGCAGCGGCAUUUUCCUGUAUCUCCGGCUGUUGAGAAGCUCCUUUAUGCUGAAGUAGACCGGAUGUUGAAGUUAGGGGUCAUCGAGGAGUCUGACAGCGCAUGGUCUUCUCCUGUAGUGCUUGUGCAGAAGCCAGGAAAAAUACCUUUGGAUCCAGAGUCUCGGGACAAGACUGCAUUCACCAUUCCAGGCAAGCCGUUGUAUCAAUAUAAAGUCAUGCCGUUUGGACUUACCAAUGCCUCUCAGACAAUGACUCGCUUGAUGGACAAGGUGAUACCGGCGGAUCUCAGGAAUGAGGUUUUCGUCUAUUAA
Molecule: messenger RNA, 564 nt
Organism: Drosophila kikkawai
Lineage: Eukaryota; Metazoa; Arthropoda; Insecta; Diptera; Drosophilidae
Source: RefSeq, a predicted model, not a curated record